UCUCCAACUAAAUGCUUAUUUAAUAAGACAAGACUAUUGACAGAUUUGAUUUAUCAAUUAUUAUAAUGCAUCGCUCCAUCAACAAGACAGCUCAGGAACAUGAUCAAAAAAAAUCAAGAGGGAAAAGAACAAGGAAGAUGCCAACAAAAGACGAAACGGCCACACUCCGAGGGACUCUGCAGGAAAUGCUGUCUUUAAAACUAAACACACGAGGAGGAAAGGAGGGGAAAGAAGAAGAAGAAGAAGAAGAAGAAGAAGAAAAUAGAACUGUCCAAUAUCAGGAACCCGCCGUCGAUUCGUUACAAGAGCUUUCGGUAUUCGCCUUGAAAAAGAUGUCCCUACAUCCAUCCCAACCAGUUAUCACGUAAAGAGAAGAAUAACAAAGACAAAAAGAAGAAGAAAGAAAGAGAAGGGUGAGAAUAGCCCCGAUUAGCGGCUUUCAAGCAAGGAGUGCAUGGGCACAUUGGCCCGUCGUAGUUGCUCCUGUGUUUGUUGGCUGAUGGGGCCGACCUCUUGGAUAGAGAGCAUGUCUUCGAAGACCUCGUUGAAGGUGUCGAUGACGCCAG
Molecule: messenger RNA, 566 nt
Organism: Penicilliopsis zonata CBS 506.65
Lineage: Eukaryota; Fungi; Ascomycota; Eurotiomycetes; Eurotiales; Aspergillaceae
Exons: 1
Coding region: 66-368 (100 amino acids)
Source: RefSeq, a predicted model, not a curated record